Cinara cedri is the source of this 3414-nucleotide messenger RNA. The record is from the annotation of a GenBank genome assembly. Lineage: Eukaryota; Metazoa; Arthropoda; Insecta; Hemiptera; Aphididae.
UCUGAAAUAUUCUAACAAAUUAACAAAAAAGUCGGUUUUUUUUUGGUAUUUCUGAAGAACUCGAUAACUGUUAACGAUGAUCACUGAAAACGAAACCCCGGAUGAUGCGCCAAAAAAAGCGCUAAUUUAUAUUUGUGGAGGUAAAUAAUAAAUUAUAACUUUAUAUUGUACCUACAUAACAUUAAACAUUUACUUAAUUUUUUGUUGUAUGUUUGUUUGACUACAGCAUGCCAAGCUGAAAACGAGAUGAAACCAAAGGAUCCUAUUCGAUGCAGAGAAUGUGGUUACCGAAUCAUGUACAAGAAAAGGACAAAAAGAUGUAUCCUUUUCAUGUUGAAAAUCAUGGUUUUGACAUUAAUAAUAAUAUGACUGUGUUAUAAUAGUAAUGGAGAUGCUUGUACUAUAAUAUUUAAAAAUCAGACUAUAGUUGACAAUAAACUAGGUAAUUAAAUUAAAUAGUAAACAAUAUAAAUAUUCUAUUCAAUACAUUAAAAGGAUAUUCACACAAACAUUUGUUGUCUCCAUCUUACAAAUGCACAAUUUAGCAGAACUAGUUUUGAGCUGUUUUAAUACUACAAUGAAUUGUCCUAUUAACAAACUUAAAGAAAAGAACAUUAUUCUUGUUUAUGGCUUUUUGUUAUUUUACCUUAUAAAUGAGAUAUAUGUGAAAUACAGGAUGGAGAGGCAGCGAAAAUAUUAUGUGUAUUAUACAUUUACAACUCACUUUUCCUAAUAAUUUUUGAUGCGUGAUCUCCAUUAAAUUCAUCAAAUUUUUAUGUGGUACACACCAUUAUAGCAUAAACUAUAAAGUGUAGGUAUAAUGAUUUAUAGUUUAUAUCUUUACCUCAUAAGAGCAAUAUCAAUAAAAAGUAGCUAGUAUCUUGUCUAUCGCCCUUUUAUUAUUAUUUUUUUUCAUCAUUUAAAAGAAUAUAAGUAUUUUGAUAAUAUAUCAUUUCUUUAGAAGUGAUAUAUUAUCCAUCAUGGAACGAAUAAAAGUACACUACUCAUUAAAGUGAUUAUGUAUAUAAACAUAAAUACAGGCCCAGUGAUCCACCUAUUGCUCACUCUGAAACCACCAGUGGUGAAAUAUCACAACUUAAAAAUGUUUAUGUCUCGCUUAAAAAUUAAAAUAUCACGAAAUAAAACUAAGUAGAAAUGCAAAUAAUGUUUUUACCUUUGAGUUUAAUAAUAAUUGGUCAAUUCACUCUAAUAUUAAAACUUAAAUUAGAAAAUUAAAGAAAAAGUCACAAUGCAAGUUUGCUAUAUUGUGUAUUUGUAAGACAACAAAUACAUGAAUUUUCUCUUAAUAGGCAGGUAGGUGUUAAUUUGCUAUCAACAUACUGAAGUAAAGAACCUAGUCAAAUAUUCAUUAAUUGUUUUAUAACAAAACAUUUUUAUGCUAUGAACAAAAAUUAUAAAAAUUGUUUUCAUUUCAAUUUUAAAACUAUAUUCUAAGCCCAUAUUUUUAUUUAUUAAGAAAAUGUAUAUGCAUUGUUCGCUUUACUAUUUUUAUUUGAUUUGGUAAUUGGUGUACAUCUAAAAUUUCUGAAAUCUAUUUUACAUUUUUUCUGUUGUUUAUACCAAACAAGUGUGAAACAAAAUUGGUUGUAUUAUUUCAUUUUCUAAGUUUUAAAACUAGUUUUAUAAUAUUUAGCUUGUAUUUCUUUUAACAAAUACUAAGUUGUAAUAUAUUAUUAAAAAUUAAAUUUUGUUCACACAAAAUGAACAAUGGUUUUCCAUUAUGUGUUUAAUCGUAUUAUAUUGGUUGGCUUUUUUUAUACAUAUUUUAUGGUUUACAUAAAUUAUAAGUUAUUGAUUUCUUUGAAGUUAUUUUCAUUGAUGUAAAAUAUUUUAACAUUUUCUUUUUAAAGGUUCAUUAAAUAUUUAUUUCUAACAUAAAUCGCCCUAUGAAUGUAAUUACUUCAUCAAUGUAUAGAAUAUAUAAUCAUACAAAUUAUAAAAUAGAUACCUAACUAUUUAUGAAAUUAAAUUACACCAGUUAUUUUCUUCAAAAGCACAGCCUUUGUGUUUAUUGUGUAUAUAUUGUUUGGUAAUUAAUUAACUUUGUAUUCACAUGUUAUGUUUAUACAGUGUAGUUUUCUAAAAAACUCAAUACUUUUUAUUGAACAUAUUUUUUUAGGAAUUUUCUAAAUACAAACAACAAAUCCUUAAAUGUUUUAAUAAUCAUCAUUUCCACAUUUUUGAUUAUCCUAACAUUGUUGAUUUAUAAUUAACACCCACCUAUUUAAAUUGAAUAUUCUAAAAUAAUAAUUAUUUUAACAAAAUGUGUAAAUAGUAAAGCUACAUUAAAUUUAAAAAAAAAAAAAAAAUGAAAAUAAUUCAUAUAUGUUAAAUACAAUGAGAUCUAUUAUUUAAGUCUUUAAUGUUGCCGUGUAAAUAAUGUUAUAUAAAAUUAAUAAAAAUAAUAAGUUGUCAUAAAACAAGAAUUUCUCUAAAUCAAAAUAUAAUUAUAAUAUUUUAAAUAAUUAAUGUAUGUAUCACAAUUAUCAAAUACAGAUUAUCAUUUGUGAAACAAAAUAUUAUUAUAAUUAAUUGUAUAAUAGCACUGAGAAUACCAAAUGUAAAUAGUAAAAUAUUCAGUUUAGGUACUUAAUUGUAUAAAAUGGUAAACAUUGAAGUGAUACUCAGUGUUUUUCUUUUUAUUAUUUGUGCUUUAAAAACACCUUAUCUUCUAGAAUAUAAAAGAUUUUAGUCUAAAACUUUAUUUAGAAUUAUAUAUUUAUGAAAAAAAAAAAUAGAAUAUGAAAUAGUAUAAUUUAUAAUAUUUAUAUACCUGUAUUUAUACAGUGCGAUUUUUUUUUUUAUUGUGAACCAUCAAUUAUCUCUGAGAAUUUUAAGUAAAUUUCAUUUAUGUUUUUUUCUAAUCAUUAUAGAAUCGUUUCCAAUUCCAGAAAAAAUAGAAAUCGCGAAUUGGCUUAAAAUCCUAUGAGAUAACUACUGGUCAAUGAUAAAAAAAAAUCACUCUGUAUACUUAGAGCUUUUGAUGAAUCAAAAAAUAAUAACAAUACAAUAAUUGUUAUUUUUAAAAUUGCUUAGUUUGAGUUAAAUAUUUAAUAUAUUUAAUAGUUAAAUGUUACAGACAGGUUAUUACCUGUCUGUAACUUAUUUGAAUUAAAUUACAUUGUAUUGUUUUAAACUAAUGUAAAUAAUUUAAUAUCACUUUCCUUAAUUAAAUAUUUUUAGUGGUCGUUUUUAAUGCAAGAUGAAUAUUAUCCAACAGUAUGAAGUUGUACAGCAAUAAUGAUGGUGAAAAAUACAUUUUUUUUUUUUUUAAUCUUCCAUUUUACAAUAAAAUGUAUCAUUAUGUCCAUUAGUGAAUAAAGUGUUUUCAAGUUUAUUAAUAAUACAUGCAGUUUUAAUUUAUAAACAAAUUAAAUAUAAUUAUAUAAUAAU